Coprinopsis cinerea okayama7#130 is the source of this 987-nucleotide messenger RNA. RefSeq names its product mitochondrial FAD carrier protein. The transcript is spliced from 7 exons. NCBI's taxonomy places the organism in Eukaryota, Fungi, Basidiomycota, Agaricomycetes, Agaricales, Psathyrellaceae. Gene Ontology annotation, molecular function: folic acid transmembrane transporter activity; FAD transmembrane transporter activity. The record is from RefSeq and is a predicted model, not a curated record. Gene Ontology annotation, cellular component: mitochondrion. Bases 1 to 987 code for a protein of 328 amino acids. Gene Ontology annotation, biological process: folate import into mitochondrion; nucleotide transport.
AUGAGCGCCCCACUGAAGAAACAACCAGCUAGUUUCUUCUCCUCAACAGCCGUCGACCAUGCCGUUGCAGGACUCUCCGCUGGCGUCGUAACGACGCUGGUGAUGAACCCACUGGACUUGCUGAAGAUCAAGUUCCAAGUGAACACCGGGAAACCUGUCGGUGGGAUGGGAAUGCAGAUGUGGUUGGCGUUGAAGGGGAUUCAGCAGUCUCAGGGUUGGAAAGGGCUGUAUAGAGGGAUUAGUCCGAAUAUUGCUGGAAACGCGUCUAGUUGGGGACUCUACUUCCUCUUUUACCAGAUGCUAAAAAAGCGCGCUGCGGGAGGGGACGUGAUGAAGCCGCUAUCGGCACCUGAAUAUUUGCUAUGUUCAGCGCAAGCCAGCGCGGUCACGGCUGUUAUCACGAACCCCUUCUGGCUUAUAAGGGUACGGAUGUUUGCUACGACAGCAGAUACCCCGGACGCGUACCGUGGUCUUUGGGACGGAUUGACACGGAUAUUCAAAACCGAAGGUGUUCCUGGACUAUUCCGAGGAACCACGCUCGCACUGGUGGGCGUUGGAAACGGAGCCAUACAAUUCAUGGCGUACGAAAAAAUGAAAGGAUGGGCAUUCGAGCGUAAACGACGGAAAGCAGAACGGGAGGGCAUGCAUUACGAUCAGAACACAGCGAAACUGUCUAAUUUCACGUAUUCAGUCAUGUCAAUAACAAGUAAAUUGAUUGCUCUGGCCACAACUUAUCCCUAUCAAGUUGUUCGAUCCCGUGUCCAGAAUAACCUACAGCAAGACCAGUUCCCCAACAUUCCUACAACUGUGAAACGAACGUGGAAGAAUGAGGGCGUCAAGGGGUUCUACCGCGGAUUGGGAACCAGUCUCGUCCGUGUGCUGCCCGGGACAUGCGUUACCUUUGUGGUGUACGAAAACGUGGCUUGGCUUCUACGGACUACUGCUGCACGGCGGGAACAAUCGAAUCUAGAUGGUGUGGACGACUGA